CGUCGAGGCGCGAAAAAUUACACGGCAAAACGGUCAUUUACUGUCCUAAAAUGCCAAAAAAUAAAGGAAGGACAUCCAAAAGAUUGAACGGUAGAUAGGUACAUAAGUUAUUUUAGUAGCUUUAUCGAUAAAGUUAUAGAUAUAAGAGUAGGUACGUACACACCUAUUGGUUGAUAAGAAAAUUACAAAAUAAAAUGCUCUGUGUUUAGGUGACGUGUAUACCAACUCAAAAGCUGAACUAUGAAUAUCAUAACAGUGAAUUUACAAUUAUUACUAAUUUUGUCUGUAUUACAUACUGUAUUUGGUAUAUAUUUUUACAUUGGGGAAACGGAACGAAAAUGUUUCAUUGAGGAUGUUCCUAAGGAUACACAUAUUGUAGUAAACUACAAAGUUGAAUUGCAUGAUCCCCAAAAUGAUGGAAAUGCAAUAUCUUCAUUGCAAAUUGGAAUGCAGGUUGAUGUUAAUGAUCCGGAGUCAAAAAUACUAUUGUCACGAGUGUAUAGUUUAGAAGGUCGCAUAUCAUUUACAUCUCAAAAAAAUGGCGAGCAUGCAAUUUGUAUGAACUCGAACAGUACUGCUUGGUUUAGUGGUGCACAAUUGAAAGUGAAUCUUCAUAUUCAAGUUGGCGAACACGACUACGCGGAAAUGGUGAAGAAAGAGAAUUUAUCUGACCUUCAGUUACGAAUUCGUCAGUUACUAGAUCAAGUGGAGCAAAUAUCUAAAGAACAAGAAUAUCAAAGGGAUAAAGAAGAACUUUUCCGAUUUAUCAGCGAAUGGACAAAUUCUUCCGUAUUUUGGUGGUCAUUGGUGCAAAUAGUAAUUUUAUUAAUAAUGGGUGCAUGGCAAAUGCGGCAUUUGAAAAAAUUUUUUGUAGCAAAGAAGAUCGUUUGAUUCGUUUCAUAUAUACUCGUAUUUACAUGUAUACCUUAAACCCAUUUAUUAUCUGUAAAUGUUAACGAAUUAAUCAAUCCCAAUCAAUGGCUCUUAAAAUAAAAAUCAUGAAAUAGUUAUUUAUAUAACAAGAGCGCGAAGUUCAAUUUCGCGCAUUGAGA
Molecule: messenger RNA, 1052 nt
Organism: Photinus pyralis (common eastern firefly)
Lineage: Eukaryota; Metazoa; Arthropoda; Insecta; Coleoptera; Lampyridae
Product: transmembrane emp24 domain-containing protein eca-like
Exons: 3
Coding region: 241-891 (216 amino acids)
Biological process (GO): intracellular protein transport; Golgi organization; endoplasmic reticulum to Golgi vesicle-mediated transport
Cellular component (GO): endoplasmic reticulum-Golgi intermediate compartment; COPII-coated ER to Golgi transport vesicle; Golgi apparatus
Source: RefSeq, a predicted model, not a curated record